Molecule: messenger RNA, 869 nt
Organism: Owenia fusiformis
Lineage: Eukaryota; Metazoa; Annelida; Polychaeta; Sabellida; Oweniidae
Source: the annotation of a GenBank genome assembly
CACAGCCUGAUAGAAUGCCUCUAUAUGAACUUUUAGUUAGAGCAAGUCACUGUGACCUUAAAUCUCUGCUAUAGCUACUGCUGGAUGCUGAGCAUGCGCAGUGAUCAAAUUGCCAAGCAACAAAUAACUCGUCUGCAGAACUUCAACUUUCUCUGUUUUUCUCCUUUUAGCUACCCUUACUAUUAAAAUCACUUUAGCUUUUGAAUAUAGAGUAGAAGGAACCCUUGCAAUACUGUUUUGCAUCAAAUUUCAGCAUAGUUUAUUGAAAAUGUCUUGAACUAAGCUCUCUUAUCUCAACAAUGAAGAUUUAUGUUCCCAGAAUUGUUAUACACACUCCUCACUUUCCUGUUAAAAUCUCAAAAAUAGGUGGAUACUUUUCUUAAUUAAGUAGCUAGUUGUAUAGAACUGUCAAUUUCCUACUAGAAUAUACCAGAAGAUUUCUUAGGUAUCAACUAAUUUGUCAAGAAAUCAUCAUUUCUGCACACCACCCCCAUACAUUCUUACUAAUUCCUGUAAAGUACAUUCAGAGUGUAAACAUGCAGCUAUGGCUAUGGAUCAAAGCUAUCACAAUAAGGCACUUUCAAAUAUAUGCAGAUUAUGUGCAUCAAAAGUAUUAACAUAUAAGCAAAUAACAGCGGGAAAUAAAGCUCAAUCAUGCAUUACAUUCCAAGAGACAAUUCUCAACAAAUUUGACAUUGACAUAUCAAAGGAUGAAGAAAAUGUGCAUCCCAAAAAUAUAUGCCAUAAUUGUUUUAGAAAUAGAUUAAAGAAUGACAAACUUAAAAUAUGUUUAAGCUGUCAUAAAAGCACAACAAAUGAUAAAACACAAAAUGAAUUUAUAGAUAAAGUAAGAAGUACAGAUAAAAAAU